Molecule: messenger RNA, 1588 nt
Organism: Pelmatolapia mariae (spotted tilapia)
Lineage: Eukaryota; Metazoa; Chordata; Actinopteri; Cichliformes; Cichlidae
Gene: nek2
Product: NIMA-related kinase 2
Exons: 9
Coding region: 41-1381 (446 amino acids)
Biological process (GO): protein phosphorylation
Molecular function (GO): ATP binding; protein kinase activity
Source: RefSeq, a predicted model, not a curated record
UCCGGUAAGUUUUGAACGUUAGAAUCGGUUACAAAUCAGCAUGCCGUCCCGGGUGGAGGACUACGAGGUGCUGCACACUAUAGGCUCCGGCUCAUAUGGAAGAUGCCAGAAAAUAAAGCGAAAAGCUGACGGAAAGAUCCUGGUGUGGAAGGAGCUGGAUUAUGGCACCAUGGCGGAGAGUGAGAAGCAGAUGCUGGUGUCAGAGGUGAACCUGCUGAGGGAGCUCAAGCACCCAAACAUAGUGAGGUACUACGACCGCAUCAUAGACCGGACAAACACCACUCUGUACAUUGUCAUGGAGUACUGCGAAGGCGGCGACCUGUCCAGUCUCAUCAGCCGCUGCAUCAAGGAGAGGCGCUAUUUGGAGGAGCAGUUCAUCCUGCGAGUCAUGGCCCAGCUCACGUUGGCCCUGAAGGAGUGUCACAGGCGGAGUGACAGCAGGGCCACAGUCCUUCAUCGGGACCUGAAACCAGCCAAUAUCUUCCUCGACAUCAAGCAGAACGUCAAACUGGGCGACUUUGGCCUGGCGAGGAUCCUGAACCAUGACACCAGCUUUGCAAAGACAUUUGUCGGGACGCCGUACUACAUGUCUCCAGAACAAAUAAACCGGAUGUCAUACAAUGAGAAGUCCGAUAUUUGGUCUCUGGGAUGUCUGCUCUACGAACUCUGUGCCUUAUCGCCUCCUUUUACUGCUUACAACCAAAAAGAGCUGGCAGAAAAGAUCAGAGAGGGCAAGUUCAGAAGGAUCCCGUACCGGUACUCUGAGGAGCUGAACACUCUGCUCGGCAAAAUGCUCAACUUAAAGGACUAUUUGAGACCUUCUGUAGAAUCUAUUCUCCAGAGCAGCCUGCUGAGCGAGGCGGUUGCUGAGGAGCAGAGGAAGGCACAGUCGCGACUCCAAAGGAGAUCAGCUGAUUCUGACGUUCCUCUCCACAAACCGGCUGAGACGGCGCCCGCCUCGGCCACGGAGAUCAGACUGAAGGAGCAGGCGCUGCGGGACCGAGAACAAGCACUCAAAGAACGUGAGGAGCGGCUGGAGAGAAGAGAGCAGGAGCUGUGUGUUCGUGAACGACUUGCAAAUGAGAAGCUCGUGCGAGCGGAGAGUUUGCUGAAGAAUUACAGCCGCCUACAGCACCACAGGGACCUGACACCGAUCUAUGACAAAGACAUAGAUGCGGAGAACCUCUCUCCGGGUAAGAAGAAGGUCCACUUUGCCGGCGAGAGCAAAGAGAACCAGCGGCCCGAUGCUCUGCAGAGCGUGCCGUCCCAGGAGCUGGUGCUGCUGAGGAGGCUGCAGGCAGCGGCCCAGCGGAGCCAAGCUCUGAGUGAAAUGGAGAAGAUGUGCCAGCUCAAGAGCAGGCAAAUCCUCGGCCUGCGCUGAUCGCACAGAUGUGACCGUGAGAGCUUCUGAAGGCCUGGAGUCAUAACAACUGGAUGAAAAUGUUCAUGUGUAGUUGUGGAAGUGCAGUGAAUGUAUGUGUUACUGUCUUAUUUUUAUGUAGCCUGAUGAGUGAGUGUGUUAUCACGGGCAGCUAAUGUGAUUAUCAAUGUACUGUGUAUAGUUUUUUUGCUGUAUUUAUGGCUGUAG